Messenger RNA from Coregonus sp. 'balchen', 1522 nucleotides. The record is from the annotation of a GenBank genome assembly. NCBI's taxonomy places the organism in Eukaryota, Metazoa, Chordata, Actinopteri, Salmoniformes, Salmonidae.
CGGCAUUGUAUUUCCCUUGGAGCAAACCUGGCGUCUGUGCAUAGCUCUGAGGAGGCGCAAUUUCUACAUGAGGUGGUGUUUUCAGAGACUGGCAAAUUCACUCCUACCUGGAUUGGAGGGUUUGAAGAUCCUAAAGAAAUACUGGGCAAGGUACCCAAUUAUCAUACUUGAGUCACAGCUAAGAUACCUUAAUAGAAAAUGACUCAAGUAAAAGUGAAAGUCACCCAGUAGAAUUCUACACAUGGUAGGAUUAAAAGUAACCAAAACAGUGGUUUUCCAAACCUGCAUCGAGUUUCUGGCCAGAGGGAGGGAGUUUUCUUGUUCCCCACGUCUCCGCGAAUCUGUGUUUGAAGAUGUCAUCGGGUAUAACUUUUUAGCUUCCUAUUUUUUUCUACAAAACGUAGACAUGCGCUGUUUUCACACAUGUUGACAUAUGUACCAUGUAGAAAUUCAGAAUUUGUAUUUAGUGAGUCCGCCAGCUCAGAAGCCGUAGGAAUGACGGCGCAUUCUCUUGAUACAGUCGCUAGUGAACGUCUACACACCCCUUGCACAGUCUUCACAUUUUGCUGCCUUAAAUUUAAAUCUAAAAAGAGAUUACAUUGGAUUUCUUUCCUACCCAUCUACAUGAUCAAAUUUAAAAAAUAUAUUAUACAACAUUUUCUAAAUCAAUAAUUUAUAUAUAUUUUUCAUUGAUUGCAUGUCUUCACACCCCAGAGUUAAUACUUAAUGGAAGCACAUAUUGUAGGAUAGAUCAGUAUUUACUAACACACGGGGUAUAGUGGGCUAGUAUUGUAAGAUAGAUCAGUAUUCACUAACACAGUGGGUUUUAGUGGAAUAGUAUUGUAGGAUAGACCAGUAUUUACUAACACACGGGGUAUAGUGGGCUAGUAUUGUAGGAAAGAUCAGUAUUUACUAACACACGGGGUAUAGUGGGCUAGUAUUGUAGAAUAGAUGGAUCAGUAUUUACUAACACACAGGGUAUAGUGGGCUAGUAUUGUAGGAUAGAUAGAUCAGUAUUCACUAACAUAGUGGAAUAGUAUUGUAUCUAGAACCUAAGAAAAAAGUUAUUUGGCUGUCUCCAGAGGAGAACCCUUUGAAUAACCUUUUUCCAAAAGGGUUCUACCUGGAACCAAAAAGGGUUCUCCUAUGGGGACAGCAAGGGAACACUUUUGGAAACCCAUUUUCUAAGAGUGUAGAUAGCUCAGUAUCCACUAACACAGUGGGAUUUCUUUCAUUCUGAGACCUCACUUCUUCCCCACAGGACAGGCUAUGGUUCUGGAGUGAUGGGUCCAAGUUUGAUUACCAGAACUGGAAUCAAGGAGAGCCCAAUAACAGUGGUGGCAGAGAGCCAUGUAUUGUGAUGAACUUUGGAGGUACAGUAAGCCCACUAUCAUUCACUAUCCAGUCAUCAAAUUAAACUUUAUUCACAGCCCACUUCAACAAAUAAGUCUGAUACACGCACUACAUCUGAGUUAAUUUCUGUUCCGUGUUUCCUCUGAAGGUGAACACGGCUGGAACGAUC